Trichomonas vaginalis G3 is the source of this 4743-nucleotide messenger RNA. RefSeq names its product guanylate cyclase protein. The record is from RefSeq and is a predicted model, not a curated record. Bases 1 to 4743 code for a protein of 1580 amino acids. NCBI's taxonomy places the organism in Eukaryota, Parabasalia, Trichomonadida, Trichomonadidae. The transcript has a single exon. Gene Ontology annotation, molecular function: peptide receptor activity; guanylate cyclase activity. Gene Ontology annotation, biological process: cGMP biosynthetic process; intracellular signal transduction; receptor guanylyl cyclase signaling pathway.
AUGAGGGAAGAAGGUGAAACAUCGCAAGCAACAACCUCGGUUCUUAUUCAACAUAAUAGGUACCGAAGGAUUCUUAAGAGGAGAGUCUCUAAAGAAUUACAAGACAUCUACUUCCGCUUCUUUAACUAUGUUUUUACAAUGGCUUCUUCAACCAAGCUCAUUGUGAACAUAUUUAGAUACAUUAUUAUUGUUCAAAUACUCGCAUCUGCAUUACAAAUCACAAAUGCGAGUUUUUGGGGAACUUCGACAACAAUGUCUCGAAUUUUCAGAAUACUCUCUGUUGUUGUAUCGUUGGAUGUAUCUAGUUUAGAACAUUCUAAAUACUCAAUAAGUGUUCUUGUUGUUUCCUGCGUCGCUUUGUUUUCAGUUUUUAUUUUAUGUUUAACAAUGUACUUUUUCAACAAAUUAUCGAAGCUUUCAAAUACUUUCGUUAUCAUAACUUCUAUCUAUGUAACAUGCAUUGCUCCUUACUUUUUGAAUGUCCAAGCUCUUUAUAUUGGCCACGAGAUCGAUACUUUGAUUGUAAACGGAGCAUUGACAAUUCCAAUCGUCAACAUAGUCAUAGAUGUUAUUUCAAGCAUUAUCUUUUAUAUCCUUCAUACAGUUUUCGUUCCAUCUUUCCUGAAUUUCCGUCCAACCGUUUACUCCAUUCUUUUCACCAGAGAUUCCCAAAUCUUCAUCUCAGGCACAUCAAUAACCAUCUUAUUAUCCCAGAUUGGAGCAGCACAAAACAAAACUGGCUAUCAAAUCGUCGGAAUCGUUGCACUUGUUGGCGAUUUGAUUGCCUUCCUUGUUUGUUUGAAGAGACACGCAUGGCUUUCCGAUAAUCUCAAACAAUUUUACGCCGGUAUCUCAAUUCUCAAUAUUUGCUUCAGAAUUAUCAUCCCAGUUGUAGCCAUUUCAGGCAAAUCGGGUAAUGAAAUACUUGCUGUAUGCUACAUUGUCCUUGUUUUGAUCAUUGCAGAUGCAGCUCCCAUGAUUGAGAAGAAAUUUGCCUCAAAACUCCUUUUACAGCUUGAUCAGUACCAAGGAAUGGACUUCUUUGAAGAGCACAAGUACAGAGAAAUCGCCGGAAUGUUCAAAACAGGUUUCUUCAGUGGACAUCCGAAAUUACAUAACUGGACAUUCAUAGAUGAUGCAUUUACGAAAUAUCCAAACGACAGAGUAUUGACUAUUUUGUAUGCCAGAUUCGCCGCUAUCUAUCCAGAUGAGAUAGAACGUGUUCGCGAUUGCACAAUGAAAUUAAUUGCGAUCAAGAAACACGAUGUCGAAUGCAAGAAGCUUAUUAGUGACUUACAAUCACUUCUGCAGCUAAGAGAAAGGAAUCUUACGAAAGGAUUAAAGAAACAAUUAACUAAGGUUAAAGAGAAAUCUGAUCGUUGCAUCAGCCAUACUCGUCGUAUCUGGGAAUGUGUUAUUCGUGGCUCAACAAGUGAAAUUGAUUCACUUUCUGUUCAAUUACAAUAUCAAUCUAAAGCUGUCAACAAGGAUUACUCUCAGUUACUGUUGAUAUAUCCCAAUAACCCAUUUGUUGCAAGAUCAUACUCCCAGUUCAUGCAAAGUGUCAUGUGUGACUUGAAACAAGCAAAUGAAUAUCAUCAGAUUUACAGUUCUCUCAAAGUAGGAAGACAACUUCAAACAGAGAAAGGCUAUUACUUCGCUACAACAGAAAUACCAACAUUACCAACAGAUAAAGAACAUUCUGCCAUAAACUCUGAAAGUCAAAUUCCAAUUGCAACAGGAUCUGUCAAAUUGAACGGCCAACAGUCACAGCAAUCGUUUUUGGUUGGCCUAAGUAGUACAUCUAUGACAGAAGGUCAAGAUGGUCUUGGUAAUAAUAAUAUCGAAAUUUCUCCUGAGAUGCAAUACGUCGAAAACGCCAUCCACGGUAUUAAAUUACCAAGUCAAACUGUUACACGUGCUUUAAUUGUCUUAAUGUUCGUUGUUGUGUUACUUGCAACGACAAUUCCAUUUUUAAUCAUCAUUCCAAAACAAUUGAAAGAAGAAAUUGAUUCCGCUGUUUGUGUACACACAGUUGCCGACAUGUACACAACAAUCUACCAGAUAAUGAUCUUUGCAAUGCAAUAUACAGGCUCAACUUUGAGAUACUUCCCUACUUUUGCACAGAGAUUUCAAACAUUGACAGGUGAAAAUACUUUGUCAUUUUCUGAUUCAAAAUUCCUUUUAUCACAAUUAGAGAGAUUGGAAGAGCAUUCACAUGAAUUCGAAACAGCAUUACCUACUAUGAAGAAGACAGGUUAUUAUGCAAAAUCAUUAGAUAUGGCUUAUAACACGACAGCACCAAUUACUUUGUAUUCAGAUAAUUAUGCUGAUUCUACUAAAUUUAAUGGAACAUUUUCAUUACAAUCAUAUAUAUUGUAUAUGAUUAAGAUUAGCACGCAAAUAGUUGAUAAUCCAGAAGCAGCAAUAAAUACAAGUAAUUAUUUCAGUGCUACACAUAAUAUUCAAACUGUUGAUGCUUUUUGGAAGAAAAUAAUGAAGCAGUUAAUUACUGAUUCCGAUUCAAUGUUUACCAACAAAAUAGGAACAGUUCAAAUCAUGUUAAUAUUUGAUUUAGUAUUUAUUAUUAUUUUGGAUAUUGUUAUUAUGAUAAUUGUUUCUUAUUUAGUACAUCAUGAAAAAACAAUGAUUGCUAAUGCAUUUAAAGCAAUUCCAAAGCGCUCAAUAUCUCAAAUUGUUCAAAGAUUAAACAAAGCUUUGAAUAAGAACAUAGAGAAUGAUAAUGAGAAGAAAUUAGAUACACAAGAAGAGAAUGCUUUAAGAAUAUUAUCAACAUCAAAUACAAGUACAUUUGAUAUUAAGUUAUUUGGUUAUUUCAUGUGUCCUCAAAUUACUUAUAUUGCUUUUAGUAUUGGUAUUUUCGUUGUUAUGUAUAGAACUCCUUUGCAAAUCAAGGAUGAAUUAAGACUUUUGACACCACAAUUCUAUGAUUUAGUACUUGCUCCUGUUGCUCUUCAACAAACAAUCAUUGAUGCAUUAAGAUAUAAUUUCAUUGCAGCUCCAGGAUAUUUAGAACAACAUCCAGAUUCAGCUGAUUACAAUGCAACAAUUGCUUAUGUAAAAGCAAGUUGUAUUGAACCAUUCCCAAGUCUAGUUUCUCAUUGGUGGUUCGGUGAUGGUGUUACAACAGAAAGAACAGCUGCAAAUGGUGGAGAUACUUAUACAUCUUUGUUCUCGACUUCUACAUGUGAUGCUGAAACAUUUUUGACUGGAAUUACUGGUACAAUGACUUGUGCUUCUAUUGAAACAUCUGCUUAUGCUGUUAUGAAGUCAUUGAAUGAUGUUUUCGAGUCAAGACCAUCAGCAGAAGACACAAGAAUCUCAGCAGCAAUGUUAUGGUCAUUCAUGAGAUUAAUGAAUCAAACUGUUGAUCCAGGAAUUGAUAUUCUCGAUGGAUUGUUGAGAGAAAAACAAACAGAACUCACUGAUAAAAUGACAACACCUGUCAUUAUAAUGAUAAUUAUUUUAUUUGGUUUCGGUACAUGGGCAAUUAUUGGUAUCACUUUUGUUAGUGAAGCGACAAUUGGAACAAUUAAAUUGUUCUUACAAGCUGAUCCACAUGAUAUUCUUAAUUCAAAGACAAUAUUAAAGAUAUUGUCAAGUGAUUUCUCAAGUAAUGAUGAUGAUUCAAGAACUAAAGACACUUCUUUCUAUGAAAUGUUAGUGUCUAAUCUUCUUGAUGGAACUGUUUUCAUGGAUAACUCUUUGAAGAUUUUGUCUGCAAACAAAUCAGUUGAAAACAUCAUUGGAACUCCUGCAAAUGAUGUCAUUGGAAAGAAAUUUGAUGAAAUAGUUAAAGCACCAUCAGGAAAAGAACAAUCAUUAGCAACAUUCCUUUCUGCUUUAUCAACAGCAAUGAACGCAAUGAGAUCUCCUCGUAUAACAAUGGAAGCAGAGAUAGAAAGAAAUGGAGAGCCAUUAAUGGUUGAAUUCAAUGUCAUCGCUGUUUCAUUAGUUGGAGAAGUCCAAACAGCACCAACAAACAGAGAAGGAUUGGCAAUGGUCAUUAUUGUUAUGAAGGAUACAACACCAGCAAUGACAGCUAAGAAGUUGUUGGAUGAAGAACACGAGAAAGGUGAACAUUUGUUGAAUAUGAUUCUUCCAGAUAUAAUUGUUAGAAAAUUACAAAGAGGUGAAUCAAAUAUCUCUUUCUCUGUUCCUUCUGCAUCAAUCUUGUUCAUGGAUAUUGUUUCAUUCACUCCAUGGUGUGGUUCUCUUCCUGCAAAGACAGUUAUGGCAACAUUAAACAAAAUGUUUAAGUUGUUUGAUACUGCUCUUUCGAGAUAUGAUAAGAUGAUCAAGAUUAAGUGUAUUGGUGACUGUUACAUGGCUGCAGGAGGUAUUUUCGAUGAAGUUAAUAACCCUGCAAUCCAUGCAAAACAGGCAAUUUCUUUCUGUUUGGAUGCAAUUAAUGGUUUGUCUUUGUUCGAUAUUGAAAACAAAGUUCAGUUGAGAAUCAGAGCAGGAAUUAACUGCGGUGGUCCAAUCAUUGCGGGUGUUUUAGGUAUUGAGAAGCCAACAUUCGAUAUUUUGGGUUCUGCAAUUUCUGUUGCAGCUUCUAUGGAACAUAAUGGUGUUCCAAUGAAUGUCCACAUCCCUCAGCACAUGUAUGAUUUGGUUUACGACCAAGAGUUCGUUUUCAAGGAGAGAGGUGAUAUCCAGAUUAAGGAUAAGAUGAUCCAUACUUACUUAGUCUCUGGAUAUACUUCUAAGAAUAAUUAA